Molecule: messenger RNA, 1777 nt
Organism: Psylliodes chrysocephalus
Lineage: Eukaryota; Metazoa; Arthropoda; Insecta; Coleoptera; Chrysomelidae
Source: the annotation of a GenBank genome assembly
AGUUAUACAUGAAAUACUAAAUAAUAUAAUAUUGUUCCCAAUAUAUUUAAAAAAAAUGCUAAUAACAUCAUCCAUAUUUAUUGAUUUUUUCAUUUUGUUGGUGACAGCUGUUUAUGUCUUGCACAUCUACAUAUCUAACAAGUACAAAUACUGGAAAAAACGUGGCGUUUAUUUCCCAAAACCUAAACCAUUCGUUGGAAAUUUUCUCGAUGUAAUCCUACUGAAAAAACAUUCAUCAGAAUGGAUAAAAGACUUAUACGAUCAGAUAGAUAAGGAUUUCUUUGGAGUUUACGUUUUUGAUGAUGCCUAUUUUGUUGCAAAAGACCCGAAUUUAAUUAAAAACAUUUUAGUAAAAAAUUUUAGUCAUUUUGUUAACAGGAAUAUCGCAUCUCCCGAACAUUCUCCUUGCAUCGCUCACAUGCUUUUCUUUCAAAAAGGUUUACCUUGGAAGACAGGUCGAUCUAAAAUAACAGUAGCAUUGACUUCUGGAAAAAUGAAGUCAAUGUUUCCGCUUUUACUGGAAUCUGCGGAAAAUUUAGUAAAUUUCUUGGAAAAGAAUAAUCAAGAUGUCUGGGAGGCUAAAGAAUUGUUUGCCAAAUAUGCAACAGAUGUAAUUUCCAAAUGCUUUUUUGGUAUUAAUUCCCAUAGUUUUGAAAACUUCGAUUCAAAGUUUACUAUUUUAAGGAGAAAAGUAUUCGGAUUUUCCUUCAGAAACAUAUUCGCUCAAACCAUAUAUUUCUUUAAACCAAGUUGGGUGCAACGAUUCAAGAUUGAAUUCGUAGACAAAGAAGUUAUGGAAUACUUCUCGGAAGUGUUUAUGGCAUCAUUGAAAGCUCGUGAAACAAAAAACAGCAGAUACAGCGAUCUAAUUGACAUCAUGAAUGAACUAAAGAAAACUAAGGAGGUUCGAGUCGAUGGGACCGAUGACGUCAUCUUCUGCGGAGCGGCCUUGCAAUUUUUCUUCGCUGGCUUUGAAACUACCAGCUCUGCAAUAGCUUUUACUCUUUAUGAAUUCGCGGUCAAUGUCGAUAUACAAAAAGCAGCGAGAGAAGAAGUCCGAACCGUCAUCGAAAAAUAUGAAGGUAUUUCGAAUGAGGCGGUUAAUGAUCUUCCUUAUCUUGAUAUGUGUCUAAAUGAAACUUUAAGAAAGUACCCAGUACUUCCGUUUCUUGAACGAAAUUGUACGGAAGAUUUCCCAGUACCCAACAGCGAUGUCGUCAUCGAAAAAGGCACGGCCGUUUUGAUUCCGACGUUAGGACUUCAUUUGGACAAAAAUUUGUUUCCAGAUCCGCACAAGUACGACCCUGAAAGAUUUAGAAAUAAGAUUAAUACUACCAACGGUUUGAGUUAUAUACCGUUUGGAGAUGGACCAAGAAAUUGUUUAGGUGAAAGAUUUGGAAGAAUGGCUGCAAAAUUGGCUUUGGUUAGCAUUAUUAAUAAUUUUGAAGUCACCAAAUGUUCGACAACUCCCAUUCCGAUUAUAAUUGAGCCUAAAUGUUUGUUGAUAGAAUCUAAAGGAGGUCUUCCACUUCGAUUCACAAGGCUGCAUUAGUGAUAUUUAGAAAUAAAGCGAUUUAAAUAUGUCAAAAUAAUUAUAACACUAACGCCCGUAUGCACUGUACACGUUUAAUCCAGAUCAAGGGUUUAAACGUGUACGGUACAUACGGUCGUUAAUGAUUUAAUUUAGGGUUUAAAAAAUGUAACUGAUAUAAUUAUGAAAUAAAUUUUUCUAUUAAAAUAUUCCUACAUUUAGUGAAGUAAAUAUUAUUUUGAAUUU